GGGAGGAGCAGGAACAGUCAGGACUGGAAUCUAGCUCUGUUCCAAAGCCAGCUCGUAAUUACCAACAUGGGGGUGGGGGUGGUGUGUUCCUGGCUCUCAUUUUUCGGGAGAGGGGUAACUCCCCCCAUUUUGGCCCCCACAUCCCUGAGAACCUUGGGGUCUGGCUGUAGGAGGUGGGGGAGCUCGGGGGGGGGGGGGGGUCUGCGUUGGCUAGUUCCUGAGAUCGUUAAAAGUAGAUUUUCGUUUCGCUCCAACUUUCCCGGUGUCUCACACACUCUCCUGCCUUCUCCUGGGCCCACUGGGCCCACCGCCACCCAAUUCGGCCCGCCAGCUCUCCAGGAUGGGAAUUUCUCUAGGCCCGCCAGCUCUCCAGGAUGGGAAUUUCGUGACGUUCCCUGCCUGAGCUUCGGGAAGGGCGGGGGAGUGCUGUAAGGGGCUAUCACGCAAUUGCAGACCCUCUGCUGCUGCCGCAAACGGCGGCCCUCACCUGGACCCGGGGACUCUCCAACGAGGGGCGCUAGCCUGGCCCGACUGGGCGAAUCCCCGCGUCCGUACCCGUUCCGUCGCUCAGUUCCACGACUCGCUCCCCUGCCGCCCCGCCUGUUCGGGGGUGGGUGGGCGCUUCUCUCGGCUCCCCCGUGACACUUUGCAGACGCUCCCUGGCGCCGGGCAUGGGCGCCGCCGCCGUCGGUCCCCGAGCCGGAUUCCGCGCGCGGGUGGGUGAGCGCGGGGGGCCUCGGCCCCUCGGACCCGGGGCACCCGCGGGCGGGGGAUGGUGGCCGCAUUUGCACCCCCGCCCUGGUGCAUUCCCCCCGGGAUCUUUCCAUGACUACUCCCCCUCCCACCCCGGGACAAAGGGCGGGGGCGGUGCAUCCCCACGCGUGACCUUUCCCCGUACUGCGCACGCGCCCAGCCCCCACCACCGGGGGAGGGUCCGCACGCCCACGCGAGUGCGGGGGAGGGGUGUGGGGCCCCGGAGGUGGGGGGGCACCGCGCACGGGCUGGACCUCCUCCUACCCUGGGGAAGUUGGGGCAGUUUCCCUCGGCACCUGCCUCUUCCUUAGGCCUGGCGGUGGCCCGCGAUGAGAGAGGGUCCUUCCCCUUCAGGCCAGGUGUCCCUGUCAGGCGACCCCUUGGGGCACCCAGCAAUUUAGGGCUUCAGCUUCCUUUUCCUUCGAUACCCGGGAGCCCACGUCCCCAGCUUACGUCUCCCCCAGGACCUCGGUGGCUGGGCCCCCUGCCCCUGACUCUGGGAACCCAGGAGUUUGAAGCCCAGGCGUGUUUUGCCUCAGUCCUGGGGUCCGGGCUCCCUCCUCCCUCAGACCAGGGAUCCAGGCCAGAAGGUCCUUCCUGUCUCACUUCACCUCCCCCAGGAUGGACCCUCGAGUCCAUCCGCGUCCCUCCAUUUGUGGCUGCUGUUUCUGUCCAGUGCCCCUGAGGCCCUCGGCUGCUGGGGUCCGCAGGAAGCCACGCCAUGAAUGACCGGAGCAGCCGGAGGCGGACAAAGCCUCCGGAGGCUGCAUCCCCCGCCCUGGCUUUGAUGAACAGCGUCAAGGCCCAGCUGCACAUGGCUCUGGAGAGGAACUCCUGGCUGCAGAAGCGCAUCGAGGACCUGGAGGAAGAGAGGGACUUCCUGCGGUGCCAGCUGGACAAAUUCAUCUCUUCUGCUCGGAUGGAGGCAGAGGACCACUGCCGGAUGAAGCCUGCGCCCAGGCGGAUGGAGGGGGACAGCCGAGGUGGGGCUGGGGGUGAGGCCUCGGACCCUGAGUCAGCAGCCUCCUCCCUCAGCGGAGCCUCCGAAGAAGGCAGCGCCAGCGAGAGGAGGCGGCAGAAGCAGAAGGGAGGUGCUAGUCGGAGGCGCUUUGGGAAGCCCAAGGCCAGGGAGAGGCAGCGAGUGAAGGACGCCGACGGGGUCCUCUGCCGGUACAAGAAGAUCCUGGGCACCUUCCAGAAGCUCAAGAGCAUGUCGCGGGCCUUCGAGCACCACCGCGUGGACAGGAACACCGUGGCGCUGACCACGCCCAUCGCCGAGCUGCUCAUUGUGGCCCCCGAGAAGCUGGCCGAGGUGGGCGAGUUCGACCCCUCCAAGGAGCGCCUGCUUGAGUACUCCCGCCGCUGCUUUCUGGCCCUGGACGACGAGACGCUCAAGAAGGUGCAGGCGCUCAAGAAGAGCAAGCUGCUGCUGCCCAUCACCUACCGCUUCAAGCGGUGAUCGCGCCCCGCCUCCGCGCCUCCGCCCGGGCCUUCCUCCCCCGCGGACCCCGGCCCUCCCCAGGCCCCCGGUGCAUGACCUGCGCCUCGCCCUGCCGCGCCCCUGCCCCUCCUCCUCGCUCCCUGGGUUGGGGGCUCCCUUAGCCGGGCCCCCAAGCGCGACGGUCCAGAGCCCGCCGCAGCCCCUUCCCGAACGCCGGCAUCCCCUUCCGCUUGGGCUGGCCAGCGCUGUCCUCGCCGGACCCCUUCCUCCUGGAAAUCAACCAGGCAGGAGGGUGCCCCCCGCCUCGGGUGGGGGACUAUAUAGACCCCGUCUCCGCCCCGGCCCCGCGGAGGAGCUGCCCACCUGAUUGCCGGGCAGACCUCCCCAACUCCGCGUGAGACAGAGAAUUAUUCAGAGAAUUUAAAUUAAAAAACGACGUGAAAAUUUGGAAUAAA
This is a messenger RNA of Rhinopithecus roxellana (golden snub-nosed monkey), 2649 nucleotides long. It is a transcript of the gene CCDC106, whose product is annotated as coiled-coil domain containing 106. The record is from RefSeq and is a predicted model, not a curated record. Gene Ontology annotation, cellular component: nucleoplasm. Lineage: Eukaryota; Metazoa; Chordata; Mammalia; Primates; Cercopithecidae. The transcript has 4 exons. Bases 1475 to 2212 code for a protein of 245 amino acids.